Dermacentor andersoni is the source of this 875-nucleotide messenger RNA. RefSeq lists its product as uncharacterized. The record is from RefSeq and is a predicted model, not a curated record. NCBI's taxonomy places the organism in Eukaryota, Metazoa, Arthropoda, Arachnida, Ixodida, Ixodidae.
UCCGGGCAACCGGUGAAACACAAGUCACUCGUACGACUGCAAAAAGCUUCCAGCCAAGCCAUGAAGAGCCUGCUCAUUGCCCUUUUCGUCUGCGGCUUUGCCGGCACGUGCAUUGCUGGUCUUGUUGGCGGAUACGGCGGUGGCUUCGGUGGAGGAUACGGGGGCGGCCUCGGAUACGGAGGUGGUCUCGGUCAUGGACUGGGCCUUGUACAGACUGUCCCUGGACCUUCCUUCCUAGUCAAAACCGUGCAUAACGUGAACCGCGUGAGCCAAGGUUCUACCCUCUACGGUCACCAAAGCCACGGCGGAUACGGCGGUGGAUAUGGCGGCGGUGUCGGACUCGGCGGUGGAUACGGCGGUGCCCUCGUCGGUGGCUACAGCGGCGGCUACGGAGGAGGUUACGGUGGUGGCUACGCCAAGGUGGCCGUCAAGGGAUAGGACGCUUCAGCAGAUAAAAAAAAAGAAGUGGAGGGUAUUCAUAGAAGCACUCGGGCCACAUCUGGGCACAACGUCCAUAGUGUCUGUGAGCAGCGUCAGGCCCAGCGACAGUGCAGCUAAAGACGUGCAGUUCAUGUCCGCACAUCUAUUGGAAGUCAAUGUACAGAAAAGUAAAUUACGUCUAGUGUACUCCAGUGGGAAAGGCCACGUGUGACGAAAGGACCAGACAUUUUUGUUGCUUGAAGCCAUAAUCGAUUCAGCGACAUCCGAUAGCACUGCGCCAACGGCUCGAUCAAUUCAGAGAGGCGCCAGCUGACAUCGAGUGUGACUGAUGAGAGUGAAUGUUGCGACAAGACCUUCUUUGUCUCGUGCUUGCGUCAUGUGCCCCGAAUAUCUUGUUUCGCAGAAUAAUAAAGAAAUUAUGUGACCAAGAACGA